Rhodotorula graminis WP1 is the source of this 2289-nucleotide messenger RNA. RefSeq lists its product as uncharacterized. NCBI's taxonomy places the organism in Eukaryota, Fungi, Basidiomycota, Microbotryomycetes, Sporidiobolales, Sporidiobolaceae. The transcript is spliced from 6 exons. The coding region runs from base 1 to 2289 and encodes 762 amino acids. The record is from RefSeq and is a predicted model, not a curated record.
AUGCCCGCUCUCGAGAGUCGCUACGACCACGACUCGUCGACGGCCUCGUCCGACGCCGAGGACUUUGUCAACGCCUCGCCCGCCUCGCCCGCCGCACGCGCCGCCGCCGCGCCUCGCCGGCCGUCGUCGGCCGCCGGUUCGGCGCGCUCGCACCGCUCGUCGGCGGCGCGGUCCAAGGUGCACAGCUCGUCGAGCAGCGAGUCGACCGACAGCGAGGAGGAGCGCGCGCUGAGGGAGGAGCUCGCCGAUGCGGGCGGCGACAUCGAGGCGGGCGUCGUGAGAGGACAGCCGGUCGAGGGACGCGUCGAGCGCAUCAUGCGCAGCGUGGGCAAGGGUCCUGCUGGAGGUGGGAGUGCGAGGACCUCGCAGCGCUACAACGCCCUCGGCCACGACGACAACGAGGCCGCACGUCGUCACCACCACAAGAAGCACGGCAAGAAGGGUUCGCGCUCAGCGUCGGCGACUCGCACUAGCAGCCGCUCGGGCCGCCGCAACAUGAACGCGCUCGGCAAGGACGAGCCGGCCGCCUCGGGCGGCGUGCCGAACCCGCACGCCGUCGAGGGUCUCGACGAGCCGCUGUCGGACCUCGAGAAGGGCGCCGUCAAGCGCAGCAGCUCGAAGCGCAGCUCGAAAUCGUCGUCGUCGUCGAAGAAGUCGGGCAAGAAGGGCGCCGCCAGCGGCGCAGGCGACCCGGGCCCGGGCAAAGGCUCGCAGAAGCGCAAGCCGAGGUGGCCCAUUUGGUGCUGGCUCCUCGUCGCCUUCAUCGUCCUUAUCGCAGUCGCGCUCAUCGUCUUUGUCGUCGUCCGGGUCGUCCAGGACAAGAAGGAGACGGCCAAGGCCGAGGGCGAGUCGUCCGCCGCCGCCGACCACGACGCCGCCGAGUCGUCCACCGGCUCCAGCCCGUCCUCUGCCCUGUCCGACGCCGCACACGCCUCGACGACUGCCUCCGACUCUCCUGCCGACACGGCGCACGCCGAGACGACCUCGGCGACCGUCAACGACGGCCAGUACCACCCGUCGAGCGCCGCCGCCGCCACUUCUGCCCCGACCGCCGCGGCGACCGACACGGCCGCCGCCUCGGCCCAGAACGACGGCAAGUACACGCCGACGACGGCUUCAACCCCGACGACGGCUUCAACCCCGACGACCAGUGCGCCGUCCCAGAUGGGCGAGUUCGGCUCGGUCGACCCGCAGGCGUCGCCCUCCUCGGCCGUCGACGCCGCCUCGGGCGCUUCGUCUGCCGCGACGACCAACUCGCCCGGCGCGCACGAGCAGUCGGCUGCCGACUGUGCGUCCGCGACGACCGACUCGAGCGCGAGCGCGACCUCGACCGGCGCCGCCGACGUCUUUGCCCAGACGACCAUGCCCGCCGGCGUCUCGAUGCCCUCGUCGGCGUCGUCGAUCCUCCCGGCGGUCGACGGCCAGCAGCAGCACAAGUCGGCCGCAUCGCCGCUCUCGUCCAUCCAGCUCGGGCCCGGCCCUGUCGUCGUCUCGACGCCGCUCGCCGAUCCCGCCGCCGCCACCACCUCGGCGCCGACGGUCGACGGCGCGCAGCAGCAGACGGCUGCGGUGCAGGACGGCUCGUGGCACGCCGACUCGCCGGCGUCGCAGGGUGGAGCCGGUCCGUCGGCGACGCCGGCCGCCGCUCCGGGCUCGGGCGACUGGCAGGGCGCGCCGUCGGCCUCGCCGUCGCCGUCGCCCGCAGCUCCGGCGUGGAACCCUGACGGUGUCACCGGCGCUGCGGCUGCUGCUGCUGUCGCCGGCCCGUUCGCCGCCGCCGAGGUGUACCAGGCGACGCAGCCCGAGGCGUUCCAGACGUUCAAAGGUCAGGGCACCUACUUCGAGGCCAGUCAGCACUACGGCCCGUGCGGCAUCGCCGCUCACAAGACGGACUUUGUCGUCGCCCUCUCGAACGCCAUGUGGCUUCACUCGACGCAGGGCUCAACGACGACGCCGAGCAGCUACUGCGGCGCCGAGCUCCUCGUCACCAACCUCGCCAACGGGCUCUCGAUCAAGGCCUGGGCGACCGAGCGCUGUGCGCUCUGCGUCGGCGACGCCUCGCUCGACCUCUCGGUCCCCGUCUUCUCGGCUCUCUCGGGCGACAACCUCGACCUCGGCGUCAUCGACGUCAUGUGGGGCUGGACGGGCAACACGUCGUCGGUGGCGGCGGCGGCGGCGGCCGCGGUCGCUCCGUCGGCGUCAGCGUCGGCGGCGUCGUCGACCUCAACCUCGAGCUCGAGCGACGGCGGGUGGCUCUGGCGCCGCGCCGAGCCGACGCACCUCGCCUGA